AUGCACUCCAGGGAGAAAACAAAUGAACGUCAUGGACGCCUGAUUCCAGUGGGAAACAGGAAACCACCGAUUUCAAUCUCGACCGAGCCUCGUUCGGGGUUCAAACUUGGGGCAAGAGUUAUUGGACCGCGUUUUCCGUCAUUUGAACCUUUUGGAAACAGCUUACUUUGGAUUACGCAAUGGUUAGAUCCAAGUAAAAAAAUUGGAAAGCAAUUGAAAAUUCGUAAGAAUGAUUCGACGCAAGAUACUUACACCCUUUAUUUUGGUGUUAAAUUUUACGCCGCUGAUCCUUGCAAGCUCAUAGAGGAAAUUACAAGGUAUCAAUUCUUCCUACAAGUUAAACAGGAUAUUUUCCAUGGCAGGUUACCAGUCUCUUUUGAUCUAGCUGCUGAAUUAGGUGCUUAUGUAGUCCAAUCGGAACUUGGUGAUUAUGAUCCGCGACGGCAUUCUCCCGGUUAUGUUACCGAGUUUCGAUUUCUCACUAAUCAAACGUCUGAACUGGAAUCAAGGAUAGUCGAGCUUCAUAAAACUCUAAUUGGUCAAGUGCCGUCAACAGCAGAGCUCAACUAUUUGGAUAAAGUUAAGUGGCUUGAAAUGUAUGGAGUUGAUCUUCACCCCGUGUUAGGCGAUGACAGCGUUGAAUACUAUUUGGGUUUAACUCCAAGUGGUAUAAUAUUAUUACGAAAUAAAACCAAAGUAGGCAAUUACUACUGGCCACGUAUCAACAAAAUAUAUUACAAAGGUAGAUACUUUAUGCUUCGUGUCAGCGAAAAAAAUUCAGAAGAGCGAACGCACGGGUUUGAAACGCCGUCAAAGGGUGCUUGUCGACAUCUUUGGAAGUGUUGCCAAGAGCAUCAAGCAUUUUUCCGAUUAAUGGCCACUGGACCACCGCCUAUGAGCCCGUACUCUCGUUUCCGCUCUUACAGUCCCACUUCAGAAAAACAUCAGCAGGGUUCUAUUCGUCGGAUUCCACAGCCAUCUUUUCAACGUGUUCCAAGUCGUAGAGCUCAGCGUAGAAUCGUCGAAGGACAAGAGACAGUCGGGCCAUUUACGGAAACUCCAGCAGUUGAUCGCAUAACAUCUGUCAAUUUAGGAAACUCUAAUAUCACUAGACAUGUAAAUAGUUCCAGUCCCAGAAGUAUUCGAAGUGCUCCUUGGACUCAAAGUCAAUCGCGAGGAUUCUAUUCAUCGUCCAGUCCUCGGUCUGUGCGUUCUGCAGGCACAGCUCCUGGAUUAUUUAACAGAAUUCACAGGCGGAGUAGUUCUGUAGAAAGUCAAAGCUCUGGUGACAGCCAUAGUCGCAGUGGACAUCGUAGACGAAGCCAUAGUCACAGUCACAGCCACCGUAGACAUAGUCGGCAUUCUGACUGCGAGUCUGAACUUUCUAGAGGAUCCGAUAGCAGAUCUGGCCACCGUAAACAUCGCCGAAAACACAGAAGUUCUCGUAACUCACGGCAUGAGUUGGUUGAUUCUGAGCCACAGUGGAGGGAAGCACAAAAACGAAAAGCUGAAGGAGUUCAAAGAGCAGUGGUGAGUCAUACAGAACCGAGAAGAAAACAUAGAAGUAGACAUAGAAGUCCAUCUCAGAAAUUACCUCACGAACUUAGAAAGCAUUUAGAGUAUGAUCUCAUUGAUACAUCAAGAAUGACUGAAGAACAACGAAGAGAAAUAUCAUACACGGUUGUUAAAUCUCAAACAAUCCCUCAAAGUCUUUCGCAUUUAAGUAAUUUACAUUUAGACGUUGAUGCAACAGUCUCAACUAGAACAAUCGGAACAUUUGACAAGAGGGAUAGACAAAUUCGUCAUAAAUACGAGGCUAAUUAUGACCCAGUAUUAUCAUCAAGAUCCACUGGACUCGAAUCAAAGUAUUCGGCACCUAGGAAUCAUUAUAAUCAUCAAAGAGAUUAUAAUUCGACUUCACGUAAUAGUAAAAUAUUAAUUGGCAGCAAUGUUGAUAGUGGAUUAGGUGAAAGCACUACUCAAGAUUUAUCGAGUUGCUGUUCAAGUUCUGCUGAUAGCACUAGAAUAACUCGUAUGACGCAAGGACAAUUACCAAGAAAAGGAAUUUAUGAUUUAUCACCAAAUCCCGAAAAUUCGCCUCCUAUUGAUGUUACUUUAGAUGCAGUUCUUCAACCUAUAAUAUCAACAUUAACACGGAAACCUAAGAAUUUGCCCAAAUUAUAA
Messenger RNA from Cotesia congregata, 2184 nucleotides. Lineage: Eukaryota; Metazoa; Arthropoda; Insecta; Hymenoptera; Braconidae. The record is from the annotation of a GenBank genome assembly.